AUGCAAUUCUCAACAGCCAACGCACCCCACUGUCUGGUGCAAGAUAGUUUCGACGACAUAAACCCCAAGGACUUCCUUAGACAAGAAUUCAAGUCUAAGCGACCACGAACUGCUGAUAUCCUUCUCGAGGAGCUACCACAAGGUCUUGUUCAAGAUGCCGAAGCAGCAGAUGUCGCAGGAGAUUUCUUCUCAGCCAAGCCUGAGUUAGAGUCAGACGACGAACAACUCCCCAAUGGAAUCGAAGAGACCGAGGAAGAGAGACAGAAGCACUGGUUCGUCGGUAGCAUCGACCAGGGUACAACAUCAACCCGAUUCCUCAUCUUCAACGGGCAUGGUGAACCUGUCGCCAGUCAUCAGAUGGAAUUCGAGAACCUUUACCCCAGCUCUGGAUGGCACGAGCAUGACCCCAUGACCCUUCUUGAAUCUGCCGAGGUUUGCAUCGAGAAAGCAACCGAGAAAUUCUGCGCCCAAGGCCAUAGUAUCGAGGAAAUUCGCUCUAUUGGUAUCACAAAUCAGCGUGAAACCACCGUUCUUUGGGACAACACCACUGGCGAGCCCCUUUACAAUGCUGUUGUUUGGCCAGACACUCGUACUUCUGCCCUCGUCCGUGACCUCAAGAACAAGCCUGGUGCCGAUAAGCUCCAAGAAUCUUGCGGCCUGCCAUUGUCUACCUACCCUUCAAGUGUGAAGCUCCUUUGGGUCCUUCAGAAUGUGGAAUCUGUUCGAGAGGCCUACGAGGACGGCCGAUUAUCAUUUGGUACUGUCGACUCAUGGCUCAUCUACAAGCUCAACGGCGGACAGGCACGUGAGGGCGGGCCUAUCUUUGUCACCGAUGCCACCAAUGCUAGUCGUACCAUGUUUAUGAACCUGAAGACCCUCGAUUAUGAUGAUGAUCUUCUCAAGUUCUUUGAUGUUGAUCGCACCAAGGUCAGCCUACCCAAGAUCGUUCCCUCUUCUCACCCCACUGCCUAUGGUACUCUCUGCAAGGGACCUCUUAAGGGUGUCCCUAUUGCUGGCUGCUUGGGUGACCAAUCUUCUGCCCUCGUUGGUCAGUGUGGCUUCAAGCCCGGUCAGGCCAAGAACACCUACGGUACUGGCUGCUUCCUCCUUUACAACGUUGGCAACGAGCCUGUCAUUUCCAAGACCGGCCUGCUCGCCACUGUUGCAUACGACUUCGGCAAGGGCCGCAAGCCUGUCUACGCUCUUGAGGGUAGCAUUGCUGUUGCUGGCUCUGGUGUCAAGUUCCUCGAGAACAACUUGGGCAUUAUCAAGAACUCUGCUGAAGUCGAUACUGUUGCCCGAUCUGUUCCUGACAACGGUGGUGUCACAUUCGUGACAGCUUUCAGCGGCCUCUUCGCCCCCUACUGGAUCGACGACGCCAAGGGUACUCUCUUCGGAGUCACCCAGCACACCAACAAGGGUCAUAUUGUGCGAGCUACUCUCGAAGCUACUUGCCACCAGACAGCAGCCAUCCUGGACGCUAUGGCAGCUGACUCGGGCCACGCCCUCGACAUCCUGGCAGUGGAUGGCGGUCUAUCUAACUCGGACCUCUGCAUGCAAACACAGGCCGAUAUCAGCGGAGUUCCUGUCGAUCGCCCCGCCAUGCGUGAGACUACUGCACUAGGCGCUGCUAUUGCUGCGGGUCUUGCUACUGGAGUCUGGGACGAGCUUGAGGAGCUUCACGAAGUCAACCGAAAGGAUCGCAAGGUCUUCCACCCCGAGGCUGACCCCAAGACCGUUCGUCGAUCUCGCCGAAGAUGGGAGCGAGCUGUCGAGAUGAGCCGGGGUUGGUUGCAGGAGGAUGAGGAUGAUGAAUAA
Molecule: messenger RNA, 1818 nt
Organism: Fusarium poae
Lineage: Eukaryota; Fungi; Ascomycota; Sordariomycetes; Hypocreales; Nectriaceae
Exons: 1
Coding region: 1-1818 (605 amino acids)
Biological process (GO): glycerol-3-phosphate biosynthetic process; triglyceride metabolic process; glycerol metabolic process
Cellular component (GO): mitochondrion
Molecular function (GO): glycerol kinase activity
Source: RefSeq, a predicted model, not a curated record